AUGUGUCGCCUUUCAGUGGCUUCAGUCUUCGUUUACAUCUGGUUGGUGGAGAGAAGCCACUGCAACAGCAGCUUCCAAGACAACAUGGGUGAGCUGCACACCAGGUUUGCUGUCAGCCUCUACCAAACCCUCACGGAGACAGAGAACAACUCCAACCUGAUUGUGUCGCCCAUGAGUGUCUCUCUGUCCUUGGGGCUGCUGCAGCUCGGCGCCAGGGGGAACACACUAGCUCAGCUGGAGGAAGCACUUGGCUACAAUGUCAACGAUGUGCAGGUACAGCAAUUUCUGCUGCAUUUGCAGAGCGAUGCGGGGAACACCAGUCAAGGGGCAUGGCUACAGCAGGCCUGUGCUUUGUUCAUCCAGAGCGGUGUCCAACUGCUAACGGAGUUUACUCAACACGCAGCAGCCUGGGCCAACACCAGUUUGGUCCGUGCCAACUUCAGCCAACCCAACCACACUCGCAGCCAGCUGGAGCGAUGGGGGCACUACCAUAGCAAUGAUGAAACAUGGCCUCUCCUGGCAGGAAGCAGCAGUGGGGAUGUUUCGGGCUCAGGCGAGCCCCAGAGCGAGGCCUUGUGGUGGGGUCAGCAGAUUCAGAUGGCCCUGGUCAAUACCGUGGCCUUCCGGGGAGUCUGGCAGAAACAGUUUCUUUUUACCAACACCCAGAACUUGCCAUUCACUCUGUCAGAUGGAAGCGCCAUCAAGGUGCCCAUGAUGUACCAGGCUACAGAGGUCAAUUUUGGUCAGUUCCGGACAGCAUCAGAGCAACGCUACACGGUUCUGGAGCUGCCUUACGUAGAGCGCUCCCUCAGCCUGCUGCUGGCUCUGCCCAGCGACAGGAAGACCCCGCUGUCCUGCCUGGAGUCCCAGCUCACCCCUCGUCAAGUAGCCUCCUGGGACACCGGACUACGGCGAACCAAGAUGGACAUUUUUCUACCCAGGUUCAGAAUGCAGAACAAGUUUAACCUGAGAUCGGUGCUACCCACCAUGGGCGUCAGUGAUGCCUUCAAUCCAACAGCAGCUGACUUCACCGGCAUAUCAGUGGAGGAAGGUCUGUACGUGUCCGAUGCCUUCCACGAAGCAAGGAUAGAAGUCACAGAAGAUGGGACGAAAGCGGCUGCAGCUACAGCUAUGGUGCUACUCAAACGAUCCCGCGCUCCUGUUUUCAAGGCGGACCGGCCGUUCUUGUUUCUUCUGCGACAAAUUAACACAGGGUCUGUCUUGUUUAUUGGGCGAGUGAUGAAUCCGGCUGACCAGGCACACUAAGAUUCAGCAAAUUCUUUGCAUCCCAAAAACCUUG
Lampris incognitus (smalleye Pacific opah) is the source of this 1300-nucleotide messenger RNA. It is a transcript of the gene serpine3, whose product is annotated as serpin peptidase inhibitor, clade E (nexin, plasminogen activator inhibitor type 1), member 3. The coding region runs from base 1 to 1266 and encodes 421 amino acids. Lineage: Eukaryota; Metazoa; Chordata; Actinopteri; Lampriformes; Lampridae. The transcript is spliced from 8 exons. Gene Ontology annotation, biological process: negative regulation of endopeptidase activity. Gene Ontology annotation, molecular function: serine-type endopeptidase inhibitor activity. The record is from RefSeq and is a predicted model, not a curated record.